This is a messenger RNA of Entelurus aequoreus (snake pipefish), 2961 nucleotides long. RefSeq names its product collectin sub-family member 12 (gene colec12). NCBI's taxonomy places the organism in Eukaryota, Metazoa, Chordata, Actinopteri, Syngnathiformes, Syngnathidae. The transcript has 11 exons. The record is from RefSeq and is a predicted model, not a curated record. The coding region runs from base 350 to 2557 and encodes 735 amino acids.
CUCUGCCUGAACUUCUACACAUGGAGGAUCACAUACAGGUAUCUAAAAUAAAACAGUUUUCUAAACUGGACUUUCAAUCGAAGCAGGAGGUAAUAAUUAAAGGAAUAUCUCCAUCGAAACAGAGACUUUUAAAACUGAAGAAAGAAAAUAAGGAAGACUUCUAUAAACAAGUUAUCGAUGCUUUUGGUCAGAAGGAGCUGCAAAUGGACUCCAUUUAUAAGUACAGCAUCCAGAGGAGGAAUAAAGAAGAUUGUGAUGCAACUUUGAACGUGAUGGAGUUCUUCCUCUAAAAGUACAUUUUCGGGGGUCCCAGCGAUGCAGUGGAUGUGAAUAAAGACUAAGGAGCACAAUGAAAGACGACUUCUGCGAGGAGGAGGAGGUGCAGUCCUUCGGUUACAAGAGGUUCGGAAUCCAGGAAGGAUCCGAGUGCACCAAGUGUAAAAACGACUUGGCGCUGCGGGCCGCCAUUGCGCUGCUCUACGUCCUGUGCGCCCUGCUCACCAUCGCCGUGGCAGUCCUCGGGUACAAAGUGGUCCAGAAAAUGGAGGACGUCACAGAGGGGAUGCAGAAUUAUGGCGGCAAAAUCAUCGCUGUGGAGACCGACUUGAAGAAACUUGACUAUCAGACGGGGGAGAAGUCUGUGAACGCCAGCAGCGAAAUCAAGACGUUUAAGUCGGACCUGGAGACGCUGCACGGCCGGCUGAACGACAUAGCCGUCAGGACCAGCAAGAACCGGGACAUCCUAAGCGAACUGCAGGUGGCUGGAGACGACACGCAGGGCGUCCACUUUUCCCUGCAGGGUUUACUGACUGGCAACGCCGCCUCACUCCGCGGGGUCAACCAGACCUUGGCCUCCUACGGCAGCAUGCUCGGAGACCUCCAGACGGACACGGCGAGGCUCCAGUCUGAGAUCCAGGGCCAGGUGAAGGAGCAGAGCCAGGCCCUGGUGGGCAUCAGUGCUCUCAACAUCAGCCAGGUCCAGCAGCGCAAUCUGCUCAUCUCGCUGCAGAAGACGGUCGAAGACACGGGCCAGGCGGUGCAAAAACUCCACAUGGGCUAUCAGACUUUGCAGCAAACCGCCAGACAAACCCGCACUGACAUUGACUGGCUGUCAGAGAAAGUCCAGAACCUCCAGGUCUUGGCGGCAAACAACUCCGCAUCGGCACGGUCCAACGACGAAGCCCUGGAAGAUUUAGGGUCGCAGCUGAGCACGCUGGCCAACCAGAUCCAGAACACCUCCAUUCUCACCGAGGGCCACGAUCAGAGUCUCCGAGAACUCAUGGACCACCAGCGGGACCACGACAAUGCCACCUCGUCCAAGUUUGACGUGAUGGAAACCCGCCUGGACAAGCAUGAAAGCGGCAUGGACCGCGUGACCGGCAAUGUCAGCUUCGCCACGCAGCUUCUCGGCACCAUCAGCUUGGACCUCAAUAGCCUAAGGUCAUGCGCUGAGACGGUCAUGCACCACUCGGACCUCCUGGUGGAUCUGAGCAACAGCGUAAGGGAGGCUAAUAUCGAGAGCAGAGACCUGCGGUCCGAGCAGGAUAAGCUGGUGGCCAGGCUGGACAUGGAGGUCAACGACCUCUCUGCGGUGAUGGAGGAGAUGAAGCUGGUCGACAGCAAACACUCGCAACUCAUCACCAACUUCACCAUCCUCAAAGGGCCACCAGGUCCACGGGGCUACAAGGGGGACAAGGGACCCCAGGGCCAAGUUGGCUCCCCAGGUCAGCAGGGUGAUAAAGGAGACAAAGGGAUGCCAGGAGUGGCGGGAACUAAAGGUGACAGAGGUCCUCUUGGGCCACAAGGUGGGACAGGUCCAAAAGGCGGGCUCGGCCCACGAGGUCUCCCUGGGUCCAAAGGAGCGAGAGGGCCUGGGGGUCGACCCGGGACCACUGGAGACAAAGGCGACCCUGGAGUUCAAGGGCUCCGAGGAUUUCCAGGUGAACGAGGACCACAAGGACCGCAAGGCCCCAGGGGAGAUGCUGGGCCCGCAGGCUUUGAGGGCCCACGUGGGUCUAUUGGACCUAUUGGUCCUUCUGGUCCUCCUGGACUUCCUGGGUUACCUGCGGGAGUCCUUCCGCCUACAAUGGCUGCUAAAGCAACUCCUCAACCACAGGCAUCCAAGCAGCCUCCAACUUCAACUCCCGGUUGUCCGACAGAGUUCAGGAGGUUUGCAGACAGCUGCUACUUCUUCUCCCCGGCCUCUCAGAAGCUCAACUACGACGAAGCCAGCAUGUUUUGUUCUACUCGGGAGUCUCACUUGCUCAUCGUUAACAACGACGAGGAGCAGGUGUUUGUGAGUAACGCUGUGACGGGGAAAGGUUCGUUCUGGCUGGGCCUCACCGACCGCCAGGAGGAGAACGUGUGGAAGUGGGUGGAUGGGAGCACGCCCGUUUACACAAAAUGGAACCCGGGUCAGCCCGACAACUGGACACGUGGUCACGCUCACGGCGAGGACUGCGGGGGCAUCAAAAACAACGGCAACUGGAACGAUUACUACUGCACUGAGCGCAUCGGCUUCAUCUGUGAACGUGCCGCCAGCUCUCUGAUUUCAUAGCAUUGUCAUGUGACGAUGAUGAAGAUGAAGUUGCUUAAGUGGAUCAUCACUUGGAGAAGAAGACUUUGGACUGAUAUGUGUCCAAAAAUGCACUUUUGCCAAAUACAGCCCGCCUUUGGGUGUAUUAUUGAUGCAGUAUUUGUACUUGAGAAUGUAGCCAUGUAUUUACACCACACAUCUUUUAUUGGUACAUACAUGUUCUAUCUGUAAAUAAUACUUCCGUUAAUCAUGUACCAUAUCUUGACUACCAUAUCUUGUUUUUAUAAAUCUAAACAUUUAAACACAAAUGAGUUAUUUUUUUACUAUCAUGAAUGAAUUCUUCUCUAAUCAACAGCAAUAAAGAGAGUGUGUCGAUAUAUUUUUGUGUAUCAUGAUGAAUGGACAAAUAUAACAUUAAAGGUGUU